This is a messenger RNA of Boeremia exigua, 2330 nucleotides long. RefSeq lists its product as uncharacterized. The transcript has 2 exons. The record is from RefSeq and is a predicted model, not a curated record. Bases 27 to 1994 code for a protein of 655 amino acids. NCBI's taxonomy places the organism in Eukaryota, Fungi, Ascomycota, Dothideomycetes, Pleosporales, Didymellaceae.
CUCAGAUUCGUCACUUUCGCUUUGUUAUGUCGUACAUACCAAUUGAUCAUGGAAGAAAAAGUCCACAUGUCGAGAGCAUUGAGUUGAGAACCAGAGAUAAUGUCGAGACGAUCUCCAACUAUGCGCCACCGCAAAUGCUGCCUUUCGACGGCGAUACGAAACACGUUCAUGUGGGAACAUACUAUUCUUCUACUAAAGCAACGGACAAUUGGCCUACCCGAUCCCAGCAAGUAGCUGCGCUGACGCCCCUGAGGGGAACAAUUCUUGCAUUCGAUAUCGUGCUUGCAUCGUCACCGUUAAUAUUUAUAAUUCUUGCGCUUAAAGUCGCCAAACUGGACAACAAAGUUUCAGAUGAAGAGAACGACAGACUCCAGGAAAUGCUGCUCUAUACGCCUACCAUAUUUCCUCUCCUCUUUGCGGCUCUGAUGGGUCGCUUUUUCCGUCAUCUUGGUAUUUGGCUUGCAGAACGCGGAACUACACUCGGCCGACUUGAGCAAUUGGUAGGCUGUCAAUCGGUCUUCCUCGCUAUUGAGCGUCAGAUCUGCCUGCGUAACUUUAGCAUCGUCGGCAUAUGCUCGAUACUCAUUUGGCUCCUUUCGCCUUUUGGUGGACAGUCUGCCUUGAGAGUGCUACGGCAAGAGAAGCUUUAUCUGAACGCAACUCAGCCGUUACAAUACCUCAGUCCUCUGAAUAUCCAAAUAAGCACUAUGGGAGGAGCCAGUAUGGUGAACAGUGGGCGAAGUACUUUUACGCCAUUGUUCCUUGCGGCACUGCUGAGCAGCGGCGAUUUUCAGACCAUCAGCACGGAUCUUUGGGGGAACGUCAAGUUGCCUUCGUAUCGAGCGAUCGAGAACAGUACCACCAACGAAUGGAAUAUCAUUCCUGACCACAACCAGACAAACGUCCGAUGGAGCUCCCUGAUCGGCAUUCCAGUCUCUGCUUUCAAUGGCGAACCGUUCACUUCGUACUCGAUCAAUCAGUUCAAGAUCAGGGCGAGGCAGUUUGACAUCAGCUGUUCAAACAAUAGUCGCGUAGCGGUGGAUUGGACUGAUUCCGUCAACACAACCGUGCUCAGCCCAUGGAGGAUGGAAUCAGGCACUCCACAGACCAACGAGUCACAGAUCACGGCGUGUCCAUCAUAUCCAUGCCCCUUCUUGAGCCAGUCCCUCGCAGAUGAUGCUUCUUCUGUCGCGAGCUGUGAGUAUUAUUACGACUAUAUCGAAGCGAGUGUCGAGUGCAUCGCGUCUGCGUGUAGGGCAACGGCGCUGCGCAAGCUCGACAUGUACACAGAUGGCUAUACGGAAGAAUGGGAGCCAUACCUCCUGGGAGUGGUCAUGACGAAUCUUAUGAGUACCAUCACGAGUGUUGAUACCAUCGGCGUCUCCAGCGCUACGUCGCGUGGCGCGACCGUGAUGGAGAAGUGGAUAUUCGACCCUUCGAAUUUUAUCGGCACCCACAUGUAUGACAACGUCAAGCUGUACGAAAUACCUGCCGAUGUAUUUGCAGAGCGUUUGACUAUACUGUGGAAUUCAUUCUUUCAGUCGACAUACGCUGCGCGUGCGCUUGCUGGAAAUCUGGACAAAGCAGUUUCUACCAACAUUACAGGCGAAGAUGUCUCUCCAAUACAAUUCAACACUACUGAAAGCAUAACCGGUCAGCGCAGAGACGUCUAUCGAGUCAGGUGGAAGUGGCUUGGCGUACUUCUGAGCUGUUCCUUGGUGCUGCUGGUUGCCGCGUAUGCCGGACUGAUACUCAAGUAUCUGUCGACCGCCCCAGAUAUUAUUGGGUAUGCGAGCAGUCUGACGAUGAUGAAUCCGUACGUCCCUACGCCUACUGGUGGAACGACAUUGCAUGGUCUGGAGAGGGCAGCUUUGCUACAUGAUCUUCAAGUGCGGCUUGGAGAUGUAUGUCCAAAUGAGCCGGUAGGUGCCAUUGCAUUAGCAGCAAACGAUGGGAGAGUUAUUGGGUUGGACAGACGGAAGUAUUACAUAUAGGCUUCAUCGUUGAGAGAUUGUAGAGAGAAUGUGAUGCAACCAAGUGAUUGCUUGUGUGCAUGUCGUAUAGCGCAAAUUGCGAUUCAGGCAGGCUUGGGUGAACUCUACACUAGGACGAAGGCCGAGCAAAGUACUGAGGUGAGCGAGACGAACGUGAGAUGGAAAAUGUUCGAGUAUUUGCGACGAGAUAUGAGGUGGCUGAGUAGCAGGAAAGGUGUACAUGAUGGCCUCGUGCGGCCGCGAAGGUCGCAAAAUGGUUACCAAACACUGAUUGGUGGGAGGUGCAAACGCGAAAACAGCGCGACGCGUCGAUAAUGAGCAAGACCAGCAGACGCC